Messenger RNA from Canis lupus familiaris (dog), 3295 nucleotides. RefSeq names its product cationic amino acid transporter 3-like. The transcript is spliced from 14 exons. Gene Ontology annotation, biological process: amino acid transport; transmembrane transport. NCBI's taxonomy places the organism in Eukaryota, Metazoa, Chordata, Mammalia, Carnivora, Canidae. Gene Ontology annotation, cellular component: plasma membrane. Bases 453 to 2414 code for a protein of 653 amino acids. Gene Ontology annotation, molecular function: amino acid transmembrane transporter activity. The record is from RefSeq and is a predicted model, not a curated record.
UGUUUGAGAAGCGGUUCCUGGAAUGCUGAGCCCUAAUCAGCCCUGUGACUCUGAACAUGGGGCAUCAAGGGUCCACAUGGCCAGAAAUGCCCAUCAUGAUCUAGGUGUGGAUAGACCCCUCCCCCACCCCGAAUAUCUGGUCCCCGUACUGGAUGGGUGAGGCAGCUAUGGCUUGCGCCACUGGAGAGGUGUGUUGAGGAAUUGAGCUGAGAAGGUCCAGAGGGCACAGUGAAGAUACAUAAAUCAGACUAUAUUAAAAUUAAGGACUUCUGCUCUUAAAACGCCACUGAGAAGGAGGAAAGGCGAUCCACGGUGUGAGAAAAGACAACAGGCAACAGCAUAUCAUGAACUUGCAAAUUAAUACGAAAAAAGACAAUUCAGCACAAGAAUGAGCAAAAGACUUGGACAGAAAUAAAGGAGAUCUUGGCGUCCUCCACUCAGCUCCACUGAGGAUGCUGUGUCAGCAUGUUUGCCAGUUUGGUCAGAAGCUGUUGCGCAGGCGGCCCCUGGGGCCAAAGCAGGGGGCUGAGAGUCACUUGGCCCGGUGCCUGAACACCCUAGAUCUGGUGGCCUUAGGUGUGGGCAGCACCCUGGGAGCAGGUGUGUACAUCCUGGCUGGCGAAGUGGCCAAGGACAAAGCUGGGCCGGCGAUCAUCAUCUGUUUCUUGGUGGCAGCCCUGUCUUCUGUGCUGUCCGGGCUCUGCUAUGCGGAGUUUGGGGCCCGCGUGCCAGGCUCCGGUUCUGCGUAUCUCUACAGCUAUGUCACAGUGGGACAAUUGUGUGCUUUCAUCACUGGCUGGAACCUCAUACUCUCUUAUGUCAUUGGUGCUGCCAGCGUGGCCAGGGCCUGGAGCUCUGCCUUCGAUGAUUUGACUGGGAACCAGGUCUCUCGGGUCCUGCAGGGAAGUUUCUCUCUGCAGGCCCCCCACGUGCUGGCCACACACCUGGACUUCUUCGCGUUGGGCCUGGUGCUGCUGCUCACUGGACUCCUGGUUCUGGGAGCUAGUGAGUCGGCUCUGGUUACCAAGAUAUUCACGGGUGUGAACGUUUUGGUUCUUAGCUUCAUCAUCCUCUCUGGCUUCAUUAAGGGUGAUCUACACCAUUGGCAGCUCACUGAAGAGGACUACAAACUGGCCAUGUCUGCCUCCAAUGACACUUCUAGCUUGGGCCCUCUGGGCUCUGGAGGGUUUAUGCCUUUUGGCUUUGAAGGGAUUCUCCACGGAGCAGCUACAUGUUUCUACGCAUUCAUUGGUUUUGAUUGCAUUGCCACUACAGGAGAAGAAGCCCGUGAUCCUCAGCGUUCCAUCCCCUUGAGCAUCAUAAUCUCGCUCUUCAUCUGCUUUUUGGCAUAUUUUGGUGUCUCAGCGGCACUCACCCUCAUGAUGCCCUACUACCAGAUUCAUCCGGGCAGCCCGUUGCCACAGGCAUUUCUCUAUGUGGGAUGGGCCCCUGCCAGAUAUACUGUGGCUGCUGGAACUCUCUGUGCUCUUUCAUCCAGCCUCCUGGGCACCAUGUUCCCCAUGCCUCGAGUGAUCUACGCAAUGGCAGAUGAUGGGCUCCUUUUCCGGGGACUUGCCCGGAUUCAUCCCUGCACACACACCCCCAUGAUGGCCACCAUAGUGUCUGGAACUUUUGCAGCGUUCAUGGCAUUCCUCUUUGAGCUCAGUGAUCUUGUGGACCUCAUGUCGAUUGGGACCUUGCUUGCUUACUCCCUGGUGGUCUUUUCCGUUCUUGUUCUCAGGUACCAGCCAGACCAGAAUUUAAGCAAGAACGAGAAAACGGAGAUGGAAAUAAUUGAGAGAAAGCCUGCACCUCAAGCAAGUUCUUUGAAAUCUGUACCUGAAGCAGGAACUGUACAAGCUCUGUGGAGUCUCUGUAACCCAGUCAACACCACCCCAACUCUGAAAUCUGGCCACAUUGCCUAUGGAUGUGCCUUACUCCUUGCUCUCCUGCUGACAAUCCUGUGCCUGAUACUGGCCCAGUGGCCCAGCCAUCUGUUCUCUGGAGACCCGGUGUAUAUCACAGGGUGUGUGCUGCUGCUGCUGCUGAUUAUUGGGCUCACUUUCAUCAUCUGGAGACAGCCCCAGAACCCCACUCCUUUUCACUUCAAGGUCCCUGCUCUGCCUGUGCUCCCACUGGUGAGCAUCUUCACGAAUGUUUACUUGAUGAUGCAGAUGACCUCUGGGACCUGGGCCCGAUUUGGCGUCUGGAUGGUGAUUGGUAAGACUGGGGUAGAAACAGUACCUGCCAGAUCUAUUAAAGAAGAAGACUAUGGAACCAUAUGUGGCCCACAAAGGAUGAACUGUUCAGUACACAACCUUUUAGAGAGAAAGUUUGCCGAAUCCUGCUCUAGUUCCAGAAUUCACACUCAACAUCAAACUAUGUGGUUCAUACUGAUACAAGUGAAGCAGUGAAGCAGAAUGAAGCUGUCAGACUUCCACAAGACCUGGAUGAUACAACAGAUUUCUAUUUACUGAUCACUGAAAAAACAAACCAACCAACCCUGCCUCUGACAAAGAUCUUUGCUCAAACCCCCGUUUCUUUUAUUUGUUAAAAUGGCUCAAUUUCUUUGAAUUUUAUCUUUUAAAUUUGAAGUAGGCUCCACGGCCAAGGUGGGGCUGAACUCACACCCUGGGAUCAAGAGUUGCUCACUCCAGAAGCACGUUUACUAAGAGUUGCACACACUGUGGACUGGGCCAGCCAGGCGCCCCCUCAAACCCCACUUUUAGAAGCAUCACCAAGCUGCUUACUUGGUCACUGACUGGCCAAAACAAUUAGACCUUCUCUGACCCACAAUCUGCGAGUCAGGAGUCAGGCCUGUGGGAAAGAUUGAGGAUUCCUGGUGUUUGAUUCCACCUUAGAAUGAGUAUCCUCCUGACUAAAUCGCAGGCUAAAAUAAAGCACAACAAGAACCUCCCCACCGCAUUCUUCUGUUCUGUGCUCUGUGCAUACACCUGCACAUCCCCACCACAUUUCUCAGGAAAGAAUUAGUCACUGUUUGGAAGAACGUUUCAGGCCAAGAAAAGCAAAUAUUCUGAAGUCCUAGAAACACAUUUACUCAACAAAGAGGUAACUCAUCUGAACCUUGACUUUAAGAUGUGUCACAAGUUGUCUUCCUCCUCAGGAUGCUGGUUCUGGAGGAUGGCUGGCCUGGGGGAAAGAAAGAAGGACACACUAGGGCCUUUCUGGAGCAUAAGUUGGAGCAGAGAAUACCCUCCAGGCCCACACACCUAACAAAAACCAAUAGGGGGGGCGCCUGGAUAGCUCAGUCGGUCAAGCAUCUGCCUUCAGCUCA